Molecule: messenger RNA, 690 nt
Organism: Serendipita indica DSM 11827
Lineage: Eukaryota; Fungi; Basidiomycota; Agaricomycetes; Sebacinales; Serendipitaceae
Source: the annotation of a GenBank genome assembly
AUGAAGAUUACGCUCCCUCUCGGAUCUUUGGCACUCGCCACCGCUCCAUUCGUUUAUGCUCACUAUCGCUUCAAAAGCCUCAUAAUUGAUGGUCAAGAGACGGAGGAUUGGAAAUACGUUCGAGAGAGCGACAAUGACUAUUACCCCAUCGAGGAUGUGGCGAGCAUGAGCAUGCGAUGUAACUCUGGCGGUGCAAACGGGAAUCACACCGAGACAGCGACGGUGAAAGCUGGCGACACUGUCGGCUUUGGGCUAUCACAGGCAAUCUUCCACAAGGGUCCGCUCAACGUCUACAUGUCCAAGGUUGACAACGCCAAGACAGCAGACGGUUCCUCGGGCUGGUUCAAGAUGUACGAGAUCCCACCCAUCCUGGAUGGUGGAAAGUCGGUCAUCUGGCCCGCUGUCAACCUGACAAAAGUGACAUUCCCUCUACCGAAAACGAUCGAGUCGGGCGACUAUUUACUGCGCAUCGAACAAAUUGGACUUCACUUGGCCAUUGACAAAUAUGCCGCGCAAUUCUUUAUUAGCUGCGCGCAGCUGAGGGUAACCGGCGGCGGAAGUGCCCGUCCGUCUACGGUCAUGUUUCCGGGCGUGUACAAAGACACGGAUCCAGGCCUUUGGAUUAACAUAUAUGAACCGGUACCCACAAAUUAUACCAUGCCGGGUCCGGCAUUGUUCCAGGACUCGUAA